AUGUUGUUCCCGGGAGAGACAGCUGGUCCGAGGACGAGGCCGACGCGGCGCCACAGCCGCCGAAGAACCUCGACGGCAAGACGGACCACAUGGGAAUCACGCGGAGGGCGUGCUGGAAGAUGUCGUGCAAAGGCGGUCGGCCCGUGCGGUGCAGUGGAGAUCAAGGAGCCCGAGGAGAAGCCGGGCGGCAAGAAGGUGGAGUGGAUAUACCAGUCUGACGAGGAGUCCGACCGCAAGGACCUGAGCCGCAUGAACACAGCUGCGACCCUAUCUGUCGAGGCCUGGGGCCGCGCCAAGCGCGACGACGUCACGUUCAUCGGGAAGGACGAUUUCUUUAUCAAGGAGGAGCGCGCGCGUGCCCGUCUCGGCCCCCUCCGCCGCCGCAUCGACGGCUACAAGUGCACGCUCGCCGUGAUCCCGCCGCAGCUGCGAUCGGCGCACAGCAGCGGCCCGCCGCCGGAGUGGCUCGCGGCGUCCCGCGCGUCGCGCAGGAGCCGUCGUAUGGCGUCGCGCAACUCCAAGGGCAGCGCAGACGACGGCGACUCGGAACGGUCGCGGUACGGGCGCCCGAAAAGGACGCGCAGCCGGUUCGCUAGCACGAACAUGCGCGGCGCGUCGUUCUCGUCGACUGGGCCGGCGGGGCACAGCAUCCGCGAGGGUGCAGGAGGAGGCCCGCGUGCGAGCUCGCGGUCGCGCGCGGAGAGCGGGCUGGACGAGGCGGAGGUCGUGGUGGACUCGCGCGAGGUGGCGCGGAUGGCGCGGGACUCCCGGAAGGCGGCGCGCGAAAAGGCUACGGAACGGAUGCCAGUGAAAGUGCGGGGAGACUGGGAGGGGUCGACGGCGGCGGAGCUGGCCGGGAGGGAGACGAGGUUCGAGUGCAGCUUGUUCAAGGCGCAGGCGACGCAGGACGGGAUGGACGCGCGCACGCGGCGGGCGGACGUGCUCGUGCGGCCGUCGAACAAGUACAAGCCCACGCUCGGCGGGAUGGCCGCGCUUCUGUGCUCCGUGAUGGUGGCUCCCGCCGACGUGGCAGCAAAGGUGGAGCCGCCGUUUCCGGACGUGCGCCAGGUGGAGGCGACGUACGAGGGGGCGACGGGGAAGUGGCUGGACAGGGACGAGGAGGAGAGCCCCGACGAAUAG
Pedinophyceae sp. YPF-701 is the source of this 1140-nucleotide messenger RNA. Lineage: Eukaryota; Viridiplantae; Chlorophyta; Pedinophyceae. The record is from the annotation of a GenBank genome assembly.